Triticum dicoccoides is the source of this 4064-nucleotide messenger RNA. RefSeq lists its product as uncharacterized. The transcript has 6 exons. The record is from RefSeq and is a predicted model, not a curated record. Gene Ontology annotation, molecular function: protein binding. NCBI's taxonomy places the organism in Eukaryota, Viridiplantae, Streptophyta, Magnoliopsida, Poales, Poaceae. The coding region runs from base 237 to 1355 and encodes 372 amino acids.
AGAGCCCCAGCCAAAUCGAACGGCUCGGCUCAACCAGACCGAGGGGAUUCCGCCGCUAGGGUUAGUGGCCGCCGGUCCGCUGCCGCCGCCGCCGGCCGACGCGUUCACCUUCCUCCUCCGCCCUCUCGUCCCUGAAGCUGCCCCGAGAUUCGAGUCGUCGCCGCCGCCGCCCCAGACAGUGCCACACAGACCUAGCAGCUAGCUACCUCUGAAGGAAAAAAAAACUUGCGGCCAUCAUGCCAGCAGCACCGCCGCCGACGCUCCCCGAGGAGCUUGUCGAAGAGAUCCUCCUCCGCAUCCCACCCGACGAGCCUGCCGGCCUCCUUCGUGCCUCCCUCGUCUGCAAGUCCUGGAGCCAGGCCGUCUCCCAUCGCGGAUUCCGGCGCCGCCUCCACGAUUUCCACCGGGCACCCCCCGUGCUCGGGUUUCUCCAUGAUUGGGACGACGAGAACAUCCCCGACUUCAUCUCCGCCACUGUGUCGCCCUUCUCCCCUGCCGUCCCAGACAGGUGGCUCUGGCAGGCCGUCGACUGCCGCCACGGCCGCGCCCUCUUCCUCUCUGAUGACCCUGAUGCUGAGGAACUCCUGGUGUGGGAGCCAAUCACGGGUUCCCAGCAGCGUGUGCCAGUGCCCGUGAUGUCUGAUAUCGGCCGCACAACCGCCGCAGUGUUCUGCACAGCAGACGGGUGCGACCACUGCAACUGCCAUGGGGGCCCUUUCUGCGUUGUCUUCAUCUUCUCCGUCGACAGCGAAGAUCCUGACGACGGGGAAUAUGACACGGCGGCAUGUGUAUACUCGUCAGAGACCGGUGCUUGGGGCGAGCUGACCUUGAUGCAUGGGGAGUUCUACAUGCAUUUCACAUAUUAUUCCAGUGUGCUUGUUGGGGAGUCUUUGCUCUACUUCGUGACUGAUGGUGGGUUGAUCCUGGAGUAUGACAUGGCAAUGCAUGGGCUGACUUGGUUCAAGGCACCAUACUCUUGCUACUCUAAGGGUAUACCCAGUUUCAUUCUCAUGCCGGCGGAGGACGGUGGACUGGGACUCGUUGAAGAAUUGGAUCCGCAUCUGAAAUUGUGGUCAAGGGAGAUGACUGAUGCCCGAUGGAUACCCAGCCGGAUUAUCAACUUGGGAAGUUUGUCUCUAAAUGGUGCUCAAAUGGGUGCAGCAUGUCCGGUCCACGUGUUGGGCUUUGCGGAGGGAGUAAGCGUCAUUGUUGUGACCACGGCUGCCGGCCUCUUCACAGUUCAAAUACAAUCAGAGGAGAUAACCAGGGUGUGCGAUGAUCAUGGAUAUGGUAACCUGAUUCCUGUUGUCGGCUUCUACACUCCUACGCCCCGAGUGGCAGAAGCUGAAGCAUAAGCUGGUGGGUCGCAUUGAAAAUGGUGAAUCCUGGAGUGCGGCCUGAUCGACAGAGGUGGAGUUGGCCUUGUAUGUUCCUCACAAUUUUGUGCCAUCUAUCUGAUCUUGUCGUGGGUUGAGGAUCUUGUUAAGCCACUGGGCCUUUUGGUCUUUUCCUUGAAAUUACACCAAACAUAUUUGCUUUAUUUUCUCUUGGAGUCACCAUGCUUUCUCAAAUAUGCACAAUCCUCACUCUGAACCCACCUAUUAUAGGACAGGUUGUGCCAGAUCUUCUCAAUUCUGGAGAGCCUUGCAUGCCAUAAAAAGAUGGUUUAAGUCAGGGUUGGCUUAUAGCGUGGGAAUUUCUUUUUAGACAUGAUGUCUGGCUGGUGGACACACCUUUAGGAAUUCAGUUCAGUACCCUGUUUUCUUGUUGUGACUUGUGACUUGUGAGCAACAAAAUGGGGUGGUUUUAUCCUUGGCAAAUGGGAACUACUUCAAGGUUUGCUGCCAGUUAGCGGGGUGGUGGCUUUAGCUGGUGGUUUUCAUUUUGUCCGGCGUGUUUUGUCAGCUUGCGACGUGCAACUUUCAUUUUCUGGCAGUUUUUGUGUGAUCUAUCUAGUGUUGCAGAGCGUCGAGGGCCUUGUAAAGCUUUGAGUAAAAGCUGGGCCUUGGUUUUUUUUUUUCUCUAAAAUACACCAACUUUCAUUCCAUUAUGUUUUCUCUGCCAUGCAUGCACACUCAUCUGGACACUCACUAGUCAGAAAUUAUAUACACGCUCUUAUCAGCUAGCUAGGAUUUCAUUGUUUAGCUGUCCAGUCUGAAACAACAGUAUAUAGCACAAAAUUUUUUCUCAGGUUCUUGCUCAUGUGUCAUGUCAGUACACAACCAACCAUAUGACAAGUGAUUGAAAAUUAGGUUGUGGAACAUUAGAUAAUUCUGUAGUACGAUCAGUGACACCAGGUAAUUAGAUUUCUGGGGCUUUUACAAUAUCAAAUGGGAAGAUAUCGACCAGUGAUAAAAAUAAUCAGGCAUCGGCACGUAAUAAAGGUUAAAAAUAACCAAGUGACAUGACAAAGCCGAAGUAGUAUGCACAAAAGGAAAGAUUUUUUGCAUUCUAUCUAACAUGACGAUUACAGAGCUUUGAUCUGGAAUCUUGGAGUCACCAUGGUUUCUCAAAUAUGCACAAUUCUUUCUUGACAUGAUGUCUGGGCCAGACUGGCUGGGGGGCGCACCAUUAGAAAUUCAGUUCAGUACCCUGUUUUCUUGUUGUGACUUGUGAGCAACAAAAUGGGGUGGUUUUAUCCUUGGGGAAUGGGAACUACUGCAAGGUUUGCUGCCAGUUAGUGAUCUGGUGGUUUUCAUUUUAUCCAGUGUCUUUUGUCAGCUUGCGACGUGCACCUUUUAUUUUCUUGCUGUUUUGCGGGAUCUAUCUGGUGUUGCUGACCGUCGAUGGCCUCGUAAAGCCUUCAGUAGAAGCUGGGCCUUGGGGUCUUUCCUGUAAAAUACAUCAACUGUCAUUUCAUUUUGUUUUCUCAGCCAUGCAUGCGCACUCAUCUGGACACUCACUAGUCAGAAAUUAUAUAUGCUCUUAUCAAGUGCGCAAUCCAGUAAUGGACAGUUUAUACAAGUUGUGCUGCAGCUUAAUAGUAGUGUUUACGUAUCUGAACAGCAAGCGGUACGCCAGGUUCGUCAGAGUUAACAGGCUAGGUAGGAUGAGGCAGCAGCUGUAGCACUUGAACGUUUUCUUCUCAGGUUCUUGCUUGCUACUAGAACUGAACUGCAUUCUAAUAAUUAAGCUUCAGCCUUGUAAGUAAGUCGACGGCAGGAAGAUUGGAUGCACUGAUCAGCAUACAGCAAGCAUUCAUGAUCUUCCAAGGCCGUCAUCGUCAUCGUCGUCUUCGUCGUCGUCAUCUCGCAUGCAGGCUAGAGGGAACGAAAACAGAGGAGGCCCUGUUUUCAAUCUUGGACCUUCAGGGUUCAGGUUCAGGUUCGUCAAGAGGCUGACGCACACCUGCAAAGAAAAACCCUGAAUCAUCCAUCAUCCACAUAUUUCUGCAUUCACCCUUGGCGGUUAAUUAUUCUGCACGCAGAAACCCAGCAAUGGAAAACGAGAGACUAGGAAAAUGAUGAACAAGCUCGAGAGAACCAAGUGGCUAUGAGCUGAUGAGGUUAUGGGAAGCGCUGAAGAAACUAUUGAUUUGGCCCGGGGCUUGCUCCAAUCCUGGCUCCGCCACUGGCGUCGAUCGAGACAUAUUCAAAAAAAAAAGGCUGAAGAGGGAUCAAUACUUGCAAGUGAAUACAAUCACAGACAACGAAUUUCCCAAGACUGGGCAACCAUGAAUCCUUCUCCAUUUUGAAGCCAUGAUGUUUCUCAAGCCAAUCAAAUUUCUUGAGUGCAUGGCAAUUCCUGAUCUCCAGUACCCAUAAACUAGAGUUCAGAUCUCCCAGUGAAGUGCAAACACAACUCUCCAACUCCGCAUUUCAACUAAAACUAGCUCCUCCAAUGACGGUACCGAUACUUCUCUAACUUUCCGCGUGUUGCUUAAUUUCAACCAUGUAAGAAACGAAAACCUUCCCAGAAUUGGAAAUGCACUUCGCAAUUUGAAAAACCUCUUACUACGGGGCUUGUUGAUAGUGUGAUUAUCUGCAAAGAGGUACGGCAACCAUCCAAUGCUUGAUUGAAAAACUUGCUCGAAACUUGAGGCAGUGAAGGUGAACUAUGCUCAA